Molecule: messenger RNA, 1365 nt
Organism: Synchytrium microbalum
Lineage: Eukaryota; Fungi; Chytridiomycota; Chytridiomycetes; Synchytriales; Synchytriaceae
Exons: 4
Coding region: 1-1365 (454 amino acids)
Biological process (GO): regulation of vacuole fusion, non-autophagic
Cellular component (GO): phagocytic vesicle; fungal-type vacuole membrane; vacuole
Molecular function (GO): GTP binding; GTPase activity
Source: RefSeq, a predicted model, not a curated record
AUGGGCAAGGAGAUACUCAAGAUAGUGUUGUUGGGAGAUGGCGGAGUAGGGAAGACUUCAUUGAGGAACCAAUAUCUGCACAAGAGAUUCACAAAUACCUACAAGGCAACUAUCGGCGCUGAUUUCAUUACAAAGGAAGUCGAACUGGCUGAACAGGGCAGAAAGAUCUCCAUGCAGAUCUGGGAUACUGCUGGUCAAGAACGGUUUCAGUCUCUUGGAGUCGCAUUCUAUCGUGGUGCUGAUGCUUGCAUACUGGUAUACGAUGUAACAAACCCAUUAUCACUAUCGCGACUCGAAAUGUGGAUUGCUGAAUUCAUAAAACAAGCUGAUAUACCUGAACCUUCCCAUUUUCCCUUCAUCAUAAUCGGCAACAAGGUCGAUUUAGAAACAGAACGUAUUGUCACUAGGAAACAUGGACGUGAUAUGGCUAAGCAGCUUAAAGCUUACUGUAUGGCUGCUCCUCGUGGUGGUGGUAACAGUAGUCUUAACAACAGUAUAGCGGCAAGAGGAGGCAAGACCAAUGUUGUCGUUAGUGAAACAUCACUGAAUCUAUCGAAUACCACCAGCAAGUCAAAGAUAAAGGCUGCUAGAAAGAGUUCUACUGCUAGUAGUGUUAGCGAGGUACUCGGUAAAGGCGCUAGUGCUGGCAGUCUGAGUCGUCGUAGCAGUAGCGUCACAAAGAAGAACUCGACACCCACUCUGGCUACACCCGCUAGUGCAUCAAUACCGAUAACAUCACCACCGUCCCAAUCACUACCAGUAUCAACCAUCCAAUCUCCAUCGACUUAUGGUACGACCACGACGUCACCAACAUCAUCACUAAUAGUUCAACAAACGCCACAGAAAUCAACUCGUGUUUUCGGCAACAGUAAUACCAACAGUACCCGAAAAGCAAGCAGCAGCGGAUGGAGAUCAUCCGUAGCAUCUCAAUUCCAACGAGUAUCACGAAAAGCCUCGACAUCAUUCAAAUCCAACUCGGAACUGGACCUAGGUCAGGAACUAGCUGAUGAUAUAGAUUGGAAGGCGUCUUCUUCAUCUGCAGAUAAUAAUAACAAUAAUAUCAAUAAUGUUAUGAGUAAUGGGUCACACGACACACCGUCGUCACACUAUGAAGACGACGAUGUCAUAACGAACCAUACCACAGAAUCACUACCAAGCACAGCAUCAACCACUAUAGAUACAUUCCCGUUAUUUGAAACAUCGGCCAAGACGGGUACACGUGUAGAAGAGGCUUUUGCAUAUAUUGCCAAAAAUGUUAGGCCACCCAAAUUUGAUUUUGAGAUAUCAGAUCAUCAUCAGAGGGCAAGCUUGAAUGUUGGUGAGGAUGGUGGUGGUGUGAGAAGAGCUGGAUAUUGUAGUUGCUAA